Messenger RNA from Hirundo rustica (Barn swallow), 4205 nucleotides. RefSeq lists its product as uncharacterized. The record is from RefSeq and is a predicted model, not a curated record. Lineage: Eukaryota; Metazoa; Chordata; Aves; Passeriformes; Hirundinidae. The coding region runs from base 141 to 4205 and encodes 1354 amino acids. The transcript is spliced from 2 exons.
CCGUCCCCAUCAGGGUCAGCUCACACAGGGCCACUGCUGUUGGGGACAGGCCGGGCAGGGACAGUGCCACCAUCUCUGUCAGGGACAGGUCACACAGGGCCUGUGGCAGUGAGGACAGGCCAGUGCCUGGCAGUGCCACCAUGCCUGUCAGGGACAGGUCACCCAGGGACAGUGGCACUGGGGACAGAUUGGUCAGGGACAGUGCCACCAUCCACGUCCGGUACAGGUCACCCAGGGACAGUGCCACCAUUGGGGACAGAUUGGUCAGGGACAGGUCACCCAGGGACAGUGGCACCGUUGGGGACAGAUUGGUCAGGAGCAGUGCCACCAUGCCUGUCAGGGACAGGUCACCCAGGGGCAGUGGCACUGGGGACAGGCCGGGCAGGGACAGUGCCACCACCCACGUCCGGGACAGGUCACCCAGGGACAGUGGCACCAUUGGGGACAGAUUGGUCAGGGACAGGUCACCCAGGGGCAGUGGCACCAUUGGGGACAGAUUGGUCAGGGGCAGUGCCACCAUCCACGUCCGGGACAGGUCACCCAGGGAGAGUGGCACCGUUGGGGACAGGCUGGGUAGUGGCAGUGGAAGUGUCCCCAUCAGGGACAGGUCACCCAGGGACAGUGGCACCGUUGGGGACAGAUUGGUCAGGAGCAGUGCCACCAUGCCUGUCAGGGACAGGUCACCCAGGGGCAGUGGCACUGGGGACAGGCCGGGCAGGGACAGUGCCACCAUCCACGUCCGGGACAGGUCACCCAGGGACAGUGGCACCACUGGGGACAGAUUGGUCAGGGACAGGUCACCCAGGGACAGUGGCACCAUUGGGGACAGGCUGGUCAGGGGCAGUGCCACCAUCCCCAUCAGGCACAGCUCAGCUGGUGGCAGUGCCACUGUCCCCGUUAAGGACAGGUCACCCAGAACCAGUGCCACCACUGGGGACAGGCCAGUGCCCAGCAGUGCCACCACUGGGGACAGGCCCAGCAGGGACAGUGCCACCUCUGGGGACAGGCCCAGCAGGGACAGUGCCACCACCACCUGGGACAGGCCCAGCAGGGACAGUGCCACCACUGGGGACAGGCCCAGCAGGGACAGUGCCACCACCACUGGGGACAGGCCCAGCAGGGACAGUGCCACCACCACUGGGGACAGGCAGGGUAGGGACAGUGCCACCGUUGGGGACAGGCCUGGCAGGAGCAGUGUCACCAGCGGGGUCAGGGGCAGUGCCACCGUCCCUGUCAGGGACAGGUCACACAGGGACGGUGGCACUGGGGACAGGCUGGGCAGGAGCAGUGUCACCAGUGGGGACAGGCCAGGCAGGGGCAGUGCCACCGUGCCCAGCAGGGACAGGUCACCCAGGGACAGUGCCACCAGUGGGGACAGGCUGGUCAGGGGCAGUGCCACUCUCCCUGUCAGGGACAGGUCACACAGGGCCUGUGGCAGUGAGGACAGGCCAGGCAGGGACAGUGCCACCAUGCCCAUCAGGGACAGGUCACACAGGGCCUGUGGCACUGAGGACAGGUCACCCAGGGACAGUGGCACUGGGGACAGGCCGGGCAGGCACAGUGCCACUGUCCCCAGCAGGGACGUGCCAGUCUCUGCCAGUGCCACUGUCCCCAUUGAGGACAGGCCAGUCACCGACAGUGGCAGCGUUGGGGACAGCCUGGUGACCCACAGCGGCGCCCCUCCUGCCAGGGACUGCCCCUCCAGGGACGGUGGCACUGCUGGGGACACGCCGGUCACUGCCAGUGCCACCGUCCCUGCCAGGGACUGCCCAGCCAGGAGCAGUGCCACCAUGGCUGUCCCCAGCGGUGCCACCAUCAUGGAUGUGGCUGUCCCCAGCAGUGCCACCAUCAUGGAUGUGGCUGUCCCCAGCAGUGCCACCAUGACUGUCCCCAGCAGUGCCACCAUCAUGGAUGUGGCUGUCCCCAGCGGUGCCACCAUCAUGGAUGUGGCUGUCCCCAGCGGUGCCACCAUCAUGGACAUGGCUGUCCCCAGCAGUGCCACCAUCAUGGAUGUGGCUGUCCCCAGCGGUGCCACCGUCACACACAUGGCUGUCCCCAGCAGUGCCACCAUCAUGGAUGUGGCUGUCCCCAGUGGUGCCACCAUCAUGGACAUGGCUGUCCCCAGCAGUGCCACCAUCACACACAUGGUUGUCCCCAGUGGUGCCACCAUCAUGGACAUGGCUGUCCCCAGUGGUGCCACCGUCACACACAUGGCUGUCCCCAGCAGUGCCACCAUAGUGGACAUGGCUGUCCCCAGCGGUGCCACCAUCAUGGACAUGGCUGUCCCCAGCAGUGCCACCAUAGUGGACAUGGCUGUCCCCAGUGGUGCCACCAUCACGGACAUGGCUGUCCCCAGCAGUGCCACCAUAGUGGACAUGGCUGUCCCCAGCGGUGCCACCAUCAUGGACAUGGCUGUCCCCAGCAGUGCCACCAUAGUGGACAUGGCUGUCCCCAGCGGUGCCACCAUCAUGGACAUGGCUGUCCCCAGCAGUGCCACCGUCACACACAUGGCUGUCCCCAGCAGUGCCACCAUCAUGGAUGUGGCUGUCCCCAGUGGUGCCACCAUCAUGGACAUGGCUGUCCCCAGCAGUGCCACCAUCACACACAUGGUUGUCCCCAGUGGUGCCACCAUCACACACAUGGCUGUCCCCAGCAGUGCCACCAUCACACACAUGGCUGUCCCCAGUGGUGCCACCAUCAUGGAUGUGGCUGUCCCCAGCAGUGCCACCAUGGUGGACAUGGCUGUCCCCAGCGGUGCCACCAUCACACACAUGGCUGUCCCCAGCAGUGCCACCAUCCCCGUUGGGGACACCCCGCUGUGGGGCAGCGGCACCGCCGUUGGGGACGGCGCUGUGGGUGGCAGUGCCACCAUCCCCGUCAGGGACUGCCCGUCCAGGGGCACGGCCACCAUCGUGGACGCUCUGGUGACGCUGAGCGGCACCGUGAUGGACAGGAGGAUCCUGGGCAGCGUCACCGUGCCCGUCAGGGCCAGCCUGUCGCGGGGCACUGCCACCAUCGUGGACACGCCCGUCUUCGUCAGUGCCACCGUGCUGGUGGGCGAGUCCAUCCCCAGGGUGACGGCCACCAUCGUGGAAUCCAGGGUGGCCGGCCACGCCGCGGGGCCCCUGGGGGACACGCUGGCCUGUGGCAGUGCCACCAUGCCCGUCAGGGAGUGCCCGCCCCGGGGCAGUGCCAGCGCGCCUCGGGGGGACAGGGACGGUGUCACCAUCAGGGACUGGACGGGCAGGGACGGUGCCACCGUCUGUGACAGGGACAGUGUCACCAUCAGGGACUGGACGGGCAGGGACGGUGCCACCGUCUGUGACAGGGACAAUGCCACCAUCCCUGGUGGGGACAGUGCCACCGUCUGUGACAGGGACAGUGUCACCAUCAGGGACUGGACGGGCAGGGACGGUGCCACCAUCGCUGGUGGGGACAGUGUCACCAUCUGUGACAGGGACAGUGUCACCAUCAGGGACUGGACGGGCAGGGACGGUGCCACCAUCUGUGACAGGGACAGUGUCACCAUCAGGGACUGGACGGGCAGGGACGGUGCCACCAUCUGUGACAGGGACAGUGUCACCAUCCCUGGUGGGGACAGUGCCACCAUCUGUGACAGGAACAGUGCCACCAUCUGUGACAGGGACAGUGUCACCAUCAGGGACUGGACGGGCAGGGACAGUGCCACCGUCUGUGACAGGGACAAUGCCACCGUCCCGAUUGGGGCCAGUCUGACGGGUGGCAGUGCCACCAUCCCCGUCAGGGAGUGCCCGUCCAGGGGCAGUGCCACCACCGCUGGGGACAGACCUGGCUGUGGCGGUGCCACCACCCUUGGGGACACGCCUGGCGGUGCCACCACCCUUGGGGACAGGCCCGGCGGUGCCACCACCCUUGGGGACAGGCUGGGCGGUGCCACCACCCUUGGGGACAGGCCUGGCAGUGCCACCACCCUUGGGGACAGGCUGGGCGGUGCCACCACCCUUGGGGACAGGCCUGGCAGUGCCACCACCGCUGGGGACAGGCCCGGCGGUGGCACCGCGCCCUCCCGGCCCGUGACGCCCGCCCGCGUCAGUGUCAUCAGGGAUGGCAGGACGGGCACCAGGGUGGCACCGGCGGCCCUGGCACAGCGCGGUCACACGCUUGGGGACACGCGGGGACACGCGAGGGCGGGCACAGCGACGGCGCCCCCCGCGUCACACCAGUAA